Molecule: messenger RNA, 2604 nt
Organism: Poecilia reticulata (guppy)
Lineage: Eukaryota; Metazoa; Chordata; Actinopteri; Cyprinodontiformes; Poeciliidae
Gene: syngr2b
Product: synaptogyrin 2b
Cellular component (GO): synaptic vesicle membrane; neuromuscular junction
Source: RefSeq, a predicted model, not a curated record
CGCCCCUCUCCGCGCCGCUCCCCUCCUCCUGGUGCGGCUCUCACUUCAGGGAAACGCUCUCAGGAGGUGGCAGCACUUUUUUUACUUUUUAGCUUUGGUUCAUCUAAGCCCAGAGUCUUGUCUUCUCUUGUCCGGGGGAUCGGCUCCACUCCCAGGGUCAGACAUGGCGGACACCGGAGGUGCAAGUGCAUACGGAGCCGCGCUAGCUGGCGCAGGCUUCGACUUCUACAAGUUCAUCCGACAGCCGCAAACUAUCGUGCGGGUCCUCAGCUGGGUGUUUGCCCUGGUGGUGUUCGCCUGCAUCACCACGGAGGGGUACGUCAACCCUCCCAGCAGCGCCCAGGCAAAGUGCAUCUUCAACCACAGCGACUCAGCGUGUCAGUAUGCCGUGGGGAUCGGGGUGAUCGCCUUCCUGGCCUGCGUGGCCUUUCUCAUGCUGGAUGUUUACGUUCCCUUUAUGAGCAACGCCCAGGACAGGAAGUACAUCGUCAUGGCGGACCUUGGAUUCUCAGGGGCGUGGACCUUCCUGUGGUUUGUGUGUUUCUGCGUUUUGACUAGUGAGUGGUCUCGCACUCUUGAUGUCAUUGCGAUCCCCGAGGACGCUGCGCGCGCCACCAUUGCCUUCUCGUUCUUCUCCAUCGCCACAUGGGGAAUCCUGACCUACUUCGCCCUGGGCCGUUUCCGUCGGGGCGUGGACGACGUCAGCAUUCCCACCUACACGGAGCCAGACCCGGAAAUCCACACCCCGUACCCCCCCACCUACGCUCCCACCACCUACACCCCCACCACCUACACCUACCCCAGCAACGUGCCCGAGUCCCAGAAGCAGCCCCCCUUCACCUCAAACCUCCCGCCGCAGAGCGACACCAGCUACCUACCGCCCAAAUACUGACGCAGUGGAGGGGGCGAGGGAGAGGGGGGUCUGGACGGAUGACGCGGCGCUGCUGAGCGGCAGAGCUCUAUCGUAUCGAUGCGGUUUUACAUUCAAGUCAACACACUGUUCAAAGAGUCUGGGGACGACGAGCGAACGCUGUUUACGCCGACGGGCCUGAGAUCGGAUCUGAAGACACUGAAAGAGRCUUGAGCAAUGUGACCUUUGACCUGUGUGCAAAAGCAACAUUUACCUCAGACGAGCUGAACCUGCAGGGGAGAGGGGCGUUGCAGUGAAAACAGUCCUGCAGAGGAGCAACAAUCAGUGUGGAAGAGGCCAAACGUGUAUUUCUCUUUGUUCUGAAGACGGGACGGUGACGUGCCACGUUGUUUUGAUUUUCAGGAUUUUUUAGUUUUUUCUGUUCUGUUUCUUUAAAUGGCUCAAAAAGCUACAGUGAUAUAAUUUACCAAAUGGGUUACAAGGUUUGUGGAGGAAAAAAAAACAAACUAAUUUAAGUUAUAUUUUAUAAUUAUGGAUUCUGUAAAAGUAACACAAAUCCUGUGAUAAGUAAUCAGAAAAGGUUUUCCUUUCCUUUGCUGCUUAAACUCAUUAAAGCCAUAAUGACUGAGCAUUUCCACCAGACUGACUGUACUAACUGUAACAGACGUGUGCUGGUUUGAAAAGGUUUACAUGUGUUGAACUGACCUUUGAACUCGCAGCUAACUUUCUGAUGGAGAGGGAGGAGCUUGGAGAUAAUGCAGCACCUAUUGAACGAGUCUGUCCACUGAAUGUUUUCUUCUUCUCUCUCUUGUGCAGCAUUUCUUCCUCCAACCGCCCAAAAGCAGAGCAAAAGCACCCUUCCUUGGUUAAACACUUGACAUUUUUAGUUUUCUGAGAUAUGACGGGCUUCUUUAGUUAACAGGCUUCAAAGGUACAACUUAAGAUCACUAAAAACUGCUCUCUGAGCUUGCAGUUAAUUUGCCCCGUCGGUUCUUUCUGGCGCAGAUCAGAGAGCAGUUUUGGUUCGUUGUGUGAGCUGAAUUUAGACCUUUGAAUAGAUUGCUUUUCUUGAGUCAUUUGUGAAAACGUUGUAGUGUGACGUCUGUCGUUUUUCAUGCAAAAUGUGCAUAAAUGGUUCAGAGAAAAAGGAAGAGAAGACUUCGCUUGCACUGAGAAUUGACUUGCGACAUCAUUCUGGUGGUUAAAGACGACAGAUCCAGGAGAGUUCCUCUGCUUUAAAAAUCGCUUACAGCACCUUGCAGAGAUUUUCAUACAUCCCAUUAAAUCUCGCUAAUAUACUCUGGAGUUUGUGGUUGUAAUGUAUAGGAGGAUCGCAACUAAGCUGGUUUGGGAACCGAAGAGUUUAAAAUGUGAUUAAAUCUUGUAAUAUUUUUGAGCUGUAACAGCUGUGUCACAGCUGUAACAGCUGUGUCACAGUUGUUACUGCUGUGACACUAGAGACAAAAUCUAGUUCUUGGAUCUGUGCAUAAAGUUGAACUGUGACAUCUGAAGCAGAUUCUUUUAAUUUCUCACUGUAAACAGCUUGUUUUUGUUUUGUUUUUUCCCCCCAAAAGUGCCGCAAAUGAUGUGGGCCUAAAAGUGAUGUGGCCAAGGAUUUGUGAUUUACUGAAUAAUUGUAGCAAAUGAGCUCUGAAAUAUGUGUAAAUAAUGUGCACCUUGUUUGAUUCUUGCUUUAAAAUAAUAAACGGUUAAUGAAUGGGGAAAAACAUCGA